AUGAAGACGGUAUACUCUGAACAGAGCGUCCGGGUGCCCGACGGAGUGACUGUCUCCGUUCGAAGCAGGGAAGUUACAGUGAAGGGGCCCCGAGGAGAGUUGAAGAGGACUUUUCGUCACCUGCCUUUGGUGCUGCACACCACAAAAGAUGCAAAGCAUGUGAAGGUGGCAACAUGGCAGGGUAGGAAGUCAGACAUUGCCUGCCUGCGUACUGUCUGCUCACACUUGAACAACAUGUUUACGGGGGUGACUAAGCAGUUUGAGUACAAGAUGCGUUUCGUGUAUUCUCACUUCCCCAUAAACCUCAACAUCAUUGACGGCGGCAAAGUCGUCGAAAUCCGGAAUUUCUUGGGUGAGAAACGUGUGCGAAUCGUCAAGCUUCUCCCCGGCGUCGUUUGUGAAAAGAGCACGAGCGUCAAGGAUGAGAUUGCCCUGAAAGGAACAGACCUCGAGCUUGUGUCGCGUUCAGCUGCACUCAUCCAUCAGGCCACGCUGGUACGUCGUAAGGAUAUUCGGAAGUUUUUGGACGGCAUCUAUGUUUCCGAGAAGGGGACUCUUGAGAAGUCGGACUGA
Messenger RNA from Eimeria acervulina, 573 nucleotides. RefSeq names its product 60S ribosomal protein L9, putative. Gene Ontology annotation, molecular function: structural constituent of ribosome; rRNA binding. Gene Ontology annotation, cellular component: ribosome; cytosolic large ribosomal subunit. Lineage: Eukaryota; Apicomplexa; Conoidasida; Eucoccidiorida; Eimeriidae. The transcript is spliced from 3 exons. The coding region runs from base 1 to 573 and encodes 190 amino acids. Gene Ontology annotation, biological process: cytoplasmic translation. The record is from RefSeq and is a predicted model, not a curated record.